This is a messenger RNA of Elephantulus edwardii (Cape elephant shrew), 1032 nucleotides long. RefSeq names its product antigen-presenting glycoprotein CD1d-like. Gene Ontology annotation, cellular component: external side of plasma membrane. Gene Ontology annotation, biological process: antigen processing and presentation, endogenous lipid antigen via MHC class Ib; antigen processing and presentation, exogenous lipid antigen via MHC class Ib; immune response. The coding region runs from base 1 to 1032 and encodes 343 amino acids. Gene Ontology annotation, molecular function: endogenous lipid antigen binding; lipopeptide binding; exogenous lipid antigen binding. The transcript is spliced from 6 exons. NCBI's taxonomy places the organism in Eukaryota, Metazoa, Chordata, Mammalia, Macroscelidea, Macroscelididae. The record is from RefSeq and is a predicted model, not a curated record.
AUGGGUUUGCUGCGCUUUCUGCUGCUCUGUGGGCUCCCCCAGGUUUGGGGAAGUGUUGAGGGCUCCGGAAACCUCCACUGGACCCCAGUGCUGACGGGGAACUUCACCUUCCGAGUGCUCCAGAUUUCGUCCUUCGCCAACAGCAGCUGGAUGCGCACUGACUUUGCCGCGUAUCUGGACGACGUGCAAACCCACAGCUGGCACAACGACACCAACGACAUCAGAAGCCUGCAGCCCUGGUCCCGCGGUCACUUAAGCCAGCAAGAGUGGGAGAACCUGGUGCUUCUGUUUAAGGUUUAUCGGAUCAGCGUCAAAAGGGAUAUAGUGGAAUUUGUCAAAAUGCUGCGCUUAAUCUACCCCGUUGAGUUCCAGUUAACUGCUGGCUGUGAGGUGCACUCUGGAGGCAUUUCAGAACACUUCCUUAAUGUAGCAUAUCAAGGAGACAAAAUCAUCAGCUUUCAAACGUCUUGGGAGCCUGCUCCAGGGGCCCCAUCUUGGGUUCAGACUGCAAGUAAAGUGCUCAACCAGGAUGAAGGAACAAAGCAAUCCUUGGAGUGGCUCUUCAAUGACGUCUGCCCCCAGUUUGUCCGUGGACUCAUCCAGGCAGGAAAGUCAGACCUGGAGAAGCAAGAGAAGCCCGAGGCCUGGCUGUCCCGUGGCCCCUCUCCUGGUCCUGACCGUCUGUUGCUGGUGUGCCAUGUCUCAGGAUUCUACCCAAAGCCUGUGUGGGUGAUGUGGAUGCAAGGGGAGCAGGAAGAGCCGGCCACACAGAGAAGUGACGUCCUGCCCAAUGCUGAUGGUACCUGGUAUCUCCAAGUCACCCUCAAUGUGGAGAUUGGAGAGACUGCUGGCCUGUCUUGCAGAGUGAAGCACAGCAGUCUAGGUGGCCGAGACAUUGUCCUCUCCUGGGAUGAUAGGAGCCCUGUCUCAGUGGCAUUAAUCAUUUUUGCAGUACUGGUGUCUGCUCUUCUGAUCACAAGUCUGCUCUGUUUGAUUAGGAAACGUCGACGUUGUUCUUAUGAUGGUGCGUAA